This is a messenger RNA of Panonychus citri (citrus red mite), 2716 nucleotides long. RefSeq names its product protein TRC8 homolog. The record is from RefSeq and is a predicted model, not a curated record. Gene Ontology annotation, molecular function: ubiquitin protein ligase activity. Gene Ontology annotation, cellular component: endoplasmic reticulum; endomembrane system. The transcript has 7 exons. Bases 500 to 2524 code for a protein of 674 amino acids. Gene Ontology annotation, biological process: ERAD pathway. Lineage: Eukaryota; Metazoa; Arthropoda; Arachnida; Trombidiformes; Tetranychidae.
GAAUUUGUUUUCAUUUCUCUUUCCCUUCACUAUGAUUAACUCUUGUGAUUAAUUAAUUAAAGUGAAUUUAUUUUUAUUUUUUCUCACAAUCAUAGUCAUCUAAUAAUCAAUUCAUCUUGUAAUUGAUCAGUAUUCUGAAUUCCUUGAGCCUUCACAUUAGUAGAGAUCAAGUUAAUCAAACCCUUUAAAAGAAUAUUGAUUUUUCUUGUCUACAGCUGCUUUCAUUUACCAAGUAAAUUGUGAUUUCUUUAGUGUGAUUAUCUGUAUUAUCUUUGAAUUUUAUUUCCCAUCGGAUAAUCAAUCUCUUGGAUCAAUUAAGUGAAUCAGUUUUUCAACUGAAAUUCUAUAUAAAAAAUAGCCUCAAUAGUUAAAAGAUCUCAUUCUUCAUUUAGUGUGUUGCAACUAAUUACAAUAAUCCAUGAUUUUCUGGUUAAUUGGGUGAUUUUACUUGCUUCUCUUGUCGUUUAUUGGUCGCAGGCCAAUCACACAUACAAUCAAGAUGAACACUGGAUACACAACUAGAAGUCGUUUUGUAUCAGUUUUGGAUUUGAUACUUCGAGUUCCCCCUUUGUUUGUCAUGGACUCAAUUUUGAAUACUCCUUACACUUAUACAACCCCUUCUGAACCUGUAUAUUUAUCACUUAAUCAAACUUUUGAUGAAUAUGGAAUAGACAAAGAAUCUAGUAUAACAUUUAAUUCCGAAGAUUACUACAUUAAUCGUACUCAAUCAUAUGGAUGGAUUUUUCUCUGUAUUAAUGGAUUUUUCAUCUCUUUCUCUAUGUUUCUCCUGUCAACAAGUGUACUGAUAUCCAUUUAUCUUUACCUUUCCUCGAUUGGCCUCAUCGUUUGGUCUUACAUUUGUAAUGAAGAGUUCAUGAGAUAUGUGAAGAAUCACAAUAAUCAUAUAGCUUAUGAUUUAAUUUCCUUAAACUUAAGUGCUCUUCCCAGGUUUCUGGGUAAUUAUGUGUUACAGAUCUUUCUGGGAGUUCUCUUCUUCUUCGCAAUACCCCAAAGUCACCAAUUCGUAACUGGUAAAUUCAUCUGUCUAUGUUUCAUUGCGCCUCCAAUGUUGAGUAUAAUUCCAGGUCUACCUCCAGACUUACUCACUUGGAUUCCCGAAGUUUGUGCUUCUCUAGCACUUCUAUAUCUUUUUAUAUUUUUAAUCGAUCGACUUAAAUACCUUUUAAAUACAAUAAUUCGUGAUGUCCGUUGGAGUCGUAAUAUAAUCAGAAGCUAUGGACCUUACACAUUAAUGCAAACCCAAUGGUUUCGACUUCAAGUUCCUCAAGUUCUAACGAUAUUCUGGAUUAUUCGUUUCACUGAACAAGCAGUACUAAUGCUUGCUGAUACAGCGUACAAAUAUUACUAUGUACCUGGAGAUAAUCAAUUUCCAUUUGAUCUAAAUUACUUCUCUUUAUUAAUGAAACAAUUACUUGUCAAGGGAUGUGAAACUUUAGUCGCUCUAUUUGGAAUGACAAGUAUUAUAUCAUCUAUCGCCAAUCAAUUAGGUCUUUUCACUCAAUCAUUUCUCCAAAUGAAUGAACCAGAGGAUACAAGUAUGGGAACAGUAUCAGCAAUUUUAUUCCUAAUUCUAGCCUUCCAAACUGGGAUAACGGGCCUCGAGCCCGAGAAAAGAUUUGUUCGCCUCUUCCGAAAUCUAUGCCUUAUGAUAAGUGCAGCACUUCAUUUUAUUCACAAUUUGGUUCACCCCUUCCUCUUGUCUCUGAGUGCGUCAAAGAAUCAAAAUUUUAGGAAACAUUCAAGAGCCUGGUUGGUCUGUCUAUUUCUCCUCAUUUUCCCAUCAUUUUUCCUACAUUUCCUAUGGAAAUACAACCCGUUAACAACAUGGCUACUGGCAGUCACAUUUUUCCAAUUAGAAAUAAUGUUAAAGGUUGUGACUACCCUUUUAAUCUACAUUUUAUUCAUGAUUGACUCUUAUCGAACCACAGUUUGGGAAAAGCUUGAUGAUUAUGUUUAUUACAUAAGGGCAACUGGAAAUACUAUUGACUUUCUAUUCGGCAUAUUAAUAUUCAUCAAUGGAGCUUGGAUACUUGUCUUUGAAUCAGGCGGAACUAUCAGAGCUCUAAUGGUUUGUCUACAUGCUUAUUUCAACGUUUGGCAACAAGCUAAAGCUGGUUGGCAAACAUUCAUGAGAAGGAGAUCCGCUGUUCAUAAGAUAAAUACCCUGAAAGAAGCAACUCAAAAGCAAUUAGAUAAUCUUGACGAUAUUUGUCCCAUUUGUUUCCAAGAUUUCCAAGAAUUAAGCAGCGCUCGAAUAACUCGAUGUAAUCACUAUUUCCAUGAACUUUGUCUUCGUAAAUGGUUAUAUGUUCAAGAUGUUUGUCCACUUUGUCAUAAAACACUUUACGGUCCAAACGAAAAUAUUACAACCGAUGAACUUGUUUCUGAUAAUACAACUACUUCUCCUGUUACAACUUCUUCCACUUCCACAACCUCAACAUCAACCUACGUUAAUUAUGAUCCAGUCAAUUCAUCAACAAUUGAUCAAAAAACCACUUAUUGAACGCUUAAAAACGCUUAUUGUGUUGGAUCUGCUGGAAUUUCUAAUGAUAAUUCAAUUAAAGAAAACUUGGUGAAUUCUUGUGAACCCACUGAGGAGAGAAUUGAAGAAUAAGAACAAAAGGAUCGUGAAGAUGAUCCCAUGUAUAAAUAUAUUGAAGAAUAUAAUUAUAAAUAAACUUUGAUUACUAAUUAA